AUUGCAUUCGCAAAGAUGAACAAGCUCAGUAUUAACGACGUGGAUGUGAGGGACAAGAGAGUCCUGAUCAGAGUCGAUUUCAACGUCCCCUUGAAAAAUGGACAGAUCUCAAACAACCAGAGAAUCGCUGCAGCCCUGCCUACGAUCAAGCUUGCCUUGGAGAAGGGUGCCAAGUCAGUGGUGCUCAUGUCUCAUCUCGGUCGGCCAGACGGGCGCCCAGAUCCAGCGGCCAGUAUGAAGCCGGUGGUGGCAGAGCUGGAGAACCUGUUGGGAAAGAAAAUCACGUUUCUGGAAGACUGCGUGGGUUCCAAGGUGGAGGCCGCCUGUGCCAACCCGGAGCCCGGCAGCGUGAUCCUGCUGGAGAACCUCCGCUUCCACCUGGAGGAAGAGGGCAAGGGCAAGGACGCUCAGGGCAACAAGCUCCAUGGUGGGUGUGGAUCUGCCGGUCAAGGCCUGCGGUCUGCUCAUGAAGAAAGAGUUGGACUACUUUGCCAAAGCCCUGGAGAACCCCGCUCGUCCGUUCCUGGCUAUCCUGGGAGGAGCUAAAGUUGCUGACAAAAUCCAGCUGAUUGAGAACCUUAUGGACAAAGUCAAUGAGAUGAUCGUUGGUGGUGGAAUGGCUUUCACAUUCUUGAAAGUACUCAACAAUAUGGACAUCGGAGGCUCUCUGUUUGACGAGGAGGGGGCCAAGAUCGUUGGCCGUCUGGUGGACAAGGCGAAGGAGAAGGGAGUGAAGCUUCACCUGCCCUCCGACUUCAUCACCGGCGACAAGUUUGCCGACGACGCCAAGACCGCCACGGCGACUGUUGCGUCUGGCAUCCCAGAAGGCUGGAUGGGUCUGGAUGUUGGGUACAAAACCAACGAAGAGUUCCAGAAGGUGAUUGAAGGAGCAAAGACAAUUGUGUGGAACGGGCCCCCCGGAGUGUUUGAGUUUGAGAACUUCAGCACGGGCUCCAAGCAGAUGAUGGACUCUGUGGUCAGGGCCACCGAGGCAGGAGCCAUCACUAUCAUUGGUGGAGGUGACACUGCCACGUGUGCCAAGAAGUUCAACGCCACGGAGAAGGUGAGCCAUGUGAGCACAGGAGGCGGAGCCAGCCUGGAGCUGUUGGAAGGCAAAAUCCUUCCUGGCGUGGCUGCCCUGUCCCCAGCGCCGUGAUGGAGGAGGGAAAGGAACCGCCCAUUUUUGUCAUCGAUGCCGCCACGAAAACGCUGCUUCUGUAGUACUCUUGUUGUCUUAUUCUUUUGUUACUGAGCUCGUAGAUUAGUCCAAAUGUGAUUAUCACUUUUGUCUUAUUUAUUGUUGUUAUUCUUUUGAAAAUAAUCUCCCUUUUCUCUAGUUGCUAGUUGGCUGUGUCGAAUGAAUGACUGAGUGAAGAGAGUAUAUGUGUAUAUGUAUGUGUUGCAGGUUAUGAUAGCAAAAAAGAACGCAUGCCAUCAAGACUUAUUCAGUCUCUGCACUAUUUAUUAGGUGUUGGGGGACUGCUUUGUGCUUCUCGAUGUCACCAAUCGUGAGAACGGGACUAAUGGGAAUCAACCACUGAUAUUCCUUAGUCUCUGUGCGUUUUCUUUACCCUUUAUUGUUAGGGGAGCCAAAAAAAAGGGUUUGAGUGGGAAUGUGGAAAAUGGAAAAAGAAGUAUUUCUAAACGGGUUUGAGCAUGGAAAUGUUCACGUCAGUUGGUCCAUCAAAAUAUGAGAACCUAGAAGAAGUGAUGAUCAGAUUUGUGCAAAAUAUAUUUUUCUCUCUUGUGGGUUUUCAAAAAAUGCUGAUGUGUUUUUGAAUGUGUUGUGUAUGGGCUGUGUGGAUAGUUGAGUUUUGUUUCCUCGCAGACUCGCAAUGAUUGUAGUUGUAGUGAGCAGAGAACGAGGUCAGCUUUGACACGUUUGCCUUCGUGGGUAGUUAGCUUCCUGACGAGGUAGAUCGCUUGCCUUCUGAGCUCAAAGAUGCAGAGUUUGUAGGUCACACUGUUUGCGAAAGUGUGUGUCUUGUGUCAGAGAGUGGAUACUGUGUUGCAUCUAAGGUAGCUUCCUGAUCCUGACUAGGUUAGGUAGAUCCCUUAUCUUCAGUGCUCUAAAAUGCAGAGUUUGUAGGUCACACUGUGAAAGUGUGUGUCUUGUGUCAGAGAGUGUGGGGAGCUACUGUUGCAGCAUCUAAAGUAUGGGAAAGUAAACGCAGAACCAGUAGCGGUACUACUACUAUGGCUGUCGCGGACAGGAAGUUGCGACCUUAGUGCUUUCUCGUCGCAUCUCCAUUUUUUUAAACAGUGAAAACAGUUCAUAUCAAAGAGUAAGCGUAAGAAGCAGUCAGUCACAUUUUCAAUGUUAAAGAAAAAUGGAGAUACGACAAGAAAGAACUAAGGUUGUGAAGUGUGAGGGCCGCAGAGACUAUAGCUCUCGCCCCUCGUUUGGUGCGCAGGCAGUGCUUUAUUGUACUUUAUAGAUAGAAACCACAAGUCAUGUUGGUCCAUCAUUCCAUGUAUUAGUCUCUUUGGAUUGAAUAGAUUUUACUAGAUUUUUUAAAGAUUGAAUAUCGCCACAACAGGCAAAUCAGAAGGGGUUUUUUCCCCCUCACUUUUCUGACAUUGCUGUCUCUGCAGACAGCAUCAGCUCAAGUCUAGCAGAGUUUUCCUGUCUAUUUUUUGUGACACACCCCACCUGUCUAUUCGGGGCUCGCUCAUUGCCCUGUAGGAUUAAGACAAGAUGUGGGGGUGUAUAUAUACAUAUACGUACGACAUACUUACAUACGUGCUCUCUCUGAGAAUAAAUCUCAAUUGACUCCCCA
Messenger RNA from Aplysia californica (California sea hare), 2780 nucleotides. Its product is annotated as phosphoglycerate kinase. The record is from RefSeq and is a predicted model, not a curated record. NCBI's taxonomy places the organism in Eukaryota, Metazoa, Mollusca, Gastropoda, Aplysiida, Aplysiidae. Gene Ontology annotation, molecular function: phosphoglycerate kinase activity; ATP binding; ADP binding. Gene Ontology annotation, cellular component: cytosol. Gene Ontology annotation, biological process: gluconeogenesis; glycolytic process.